UGUCCCCCCUGUGCUCACCCCAGGUGUGUCACCCUGUCCCCUGUGACCCCCUCAGUCCCCCCAGGACCCUGUCCCCCCUGUGCUCAUGCCAAGUGUGUCACCCUGUCCCCACUCUCACCCCAGAUGUGUGACCCCCCCUCAUCCCUCCCAGCCUUUCAUCCCGGCUUUCAUCUCUGGUUGUCCUGGCAACACCCCAAAGGGUCCCGGGGGUUGCCAUGGCACCCAGGGAUGCUCCAAGUCCAAGCCAAGGACCCCCACAGCCCCCUCCCAAAAUCCUGCCCCACCCUCAGCACCGCAGGGUUGCCCUAAGCCCAGGGGGUGGCAGUGCUGGGGGGUGACAGGGACAGGGGUGGCAGUGCCAGGGGGCAGGAGGUGCCCCUGCCCUGGGUGUGCUCUGCUCUCCCCUCUCCCACAGCUGCACCAUGGCCAUCGGGGAGGAGCUGCGCAGCGGCCGCUUCUGGCGGGGGGUGCUGGCGGAGCUGACGGCGACCCUCAUCUUCGUGGGGGUGGUCCUGGGGGCUUCGGCAGCCCCCGGGCCACUGGCACCGGCGCUGGCCGGGGGGUUGGUGGCCGGGGGGCUCGUCUGCACCCUCGGGGGUCCCCAGGCCAACCCCGCGCUGACGCUGGCCCUGCUGUGCACCCGCAAGAUGAGCGCCCUGCGCGGGGUCGUGGGGGUCCUGGCCCAGUGCACGGGGGCCACACUGGCCUCUGCUGCUGCCCGAGCCACGCUGCUGGAUGACAGCAGCCUUGUCACCAGGGUGAGCGCGGUGGGGACAGCGGGGACAGCGCUGGCCUGGGAGACCUUUGCCACCUUCCAGCUGGCACUGGCCGCCUUCGCCGCCGCCGAGCACGCGGCCCCGCAGGCCGGGCUGGCCCUGGGCAGCGCCGUGGCCGCCGGUGCCUUGGCCGCAGGGCCGUUCUCGGGGGGCAGCAUGAACCCCGCGCGCUCGCUGGGGCCGGCCGUCGUCACCGGUGUCUGGGAUGAUCACUGGGUGAGUUGGGGGCACCCUUGGGCCCCCCAGAGUCCCCAAAUAAGGGUGAGUCCCCCGGCUGCAGCGUGUGACCGCUGCGGCCCCAUUCCCAACCCAGACAGCGGUUCCUGCUCUUCCCUUCCCUGGGCUGGGUCCCCCUGGGGUAAGUCAGCACCAGCUGUGUCCCCCAGGGUGUCACCAUCGCAGGACCGGUGUGUCCCCGCUAUUGCCAUCCUUGGCACAAGCCCCACCUCAUCCCCAUCCUCGGGCUGGGCCCCCUUCCCCAGUCCCCGUACCCCAAACAAGUGACACCCCCUCCCCACGGCUGCCCUCAUCCUCUGCUCGGUUCCAUCGCUGGGAUGGGGUCCCCCCGUCCCUGGGACACCCCAACUCCCUGUGCCCCUCCAGGUGUACUGGCUGGGGCCGGUGCUGGGUGCGCUGCUGGCCGGGCUCUCCUACGAGCUCAUCCUGGCGCCCGGAGCCUCCCGGGAGAAGCUGAGCGCCUGCCUCGCCUGCCGGGACGUGGCUCCGGUGGA
Messenger RNA from Taeniopygia guttata (zebra finch), 1507 nucleotides. The record is from RefSeq and is a predicted model, not a curated record. NCBI's taxonomy places the organism in Eukaryota, Metazoa, Chordata, Aves, Passeriformes, Estrildidae.